UUACUAUAGAAAUCUAUCGUUUAUUUUCAGUGACAAUGUGCCUAUACUGUGCUUUUCAUAAAAAUAACGGAGCCUUACAGGUGCAAUAAUGCGAAGAAUGUAGAAGCAAUGGCGAGGAAUGGCAGUUUCGCUCCGCCCACUGGCUAUACAAACACGCUGAUUGGCGAGCUGUCGAUGACGAACUCUGGGCUGAAUAGCUAUUGGCUAAGGUAGAAUGACGUCAUGAUCGUGAGAAGUUGUGACAGUUCAUUCACAACACGAGGGUCAGUCAAGGAUUUACCAGUGAGGAGUGCGUGUGUGUGUGUGUGUGACAGCUUAAGUGAACUGCUGGACAGUGAACAUCGUGAGAGGCGUGUUAAUUACUUAAAUAUCUCGAUACUUUUGUUGAUAUGUUGUGGAUUGGAUAAAUACUUUUUGCUAGUGAGGAAGAUGCUGAAGUACGUGCAGGUGUCACCGUACCGCAGCUCGUCGGCCCUGGGCGGGGUGCGACGCGUUGGUGAGGGCUGCCUUAGUGACGACUCAGCCACCCUCUCCUCCCCCUCCACCCCGUCCACCCGCAUGUCCUCCGCCUCCAGCCAUGCCUUCACCUGUUCCUCCUCGUCGUCAUCCGCUGGGUCAUCGUCAGCGUCUUCAUCUGGAUCAUCUUCGGGAGGAGGAACGGGACGAGUUGUAGGACGAGCCGAUAGUGUCAGCCUCAACUCGUCUAUGUCUUGCUCGAGUUUGAGUCAGGACCCACUCAGCUCACGCUCAUCGUCGUCUACUUCCCUCCACGACACACACAAGGUUGCGUCGCUGCCGCCCUCCACCACCAAGACGACUGUGCGAGUGUGGGUGAGGUGCCUGAUGCAGGAGAUGGAGUACAAGACCGUGUGCAUCACCUACACCACCACCUGCAGGGAGCUCGUGCACUCUAUACCUAAGUUCAAAAUGAAACAUCGAGAUCCGAAUCUUUUUUACUUAACUAUGGAAGUAACCGUCAGGAAAACUGGAGGCAUUAUGAGAACAACCCUAACCCUGGAGGAUGACUCGAGGCCAGCAGAGCUACAGUCAUGUCACCCUCGGGGAGACUCCAGAUUAGCCCUCAAGAUGAGACCAGGAGGUCUUGUAAGAGUAUAUGACGGGGCACUUGUUCCUGGGUCACAGUACAAGAGUUUACUUGUCAGUGAGAGAACCACCUGUGAGGAGCUGAUACGUCUGGUGCUGCUCUGCAACAACAUCCACAAUAAUGUUAAUAAUUUUUCUAUUUACGAGGUACGUCGAAACGAUGGACGAGAACGUAAGCUUCAUCAAGAUGAAAGGCCACUAAGACUGACAUCACGGUGGGUUUCUAGAGAUCAUGCAUGUCUUGUGGUACGUCACACACCCUCCCCUGCACCUAGAGGCCCACAUCACAUCUCUUGCAACUCUUAGAGCAUCCCUUAGACGGUGUUCUACCAAGAAGAUCAACACUAAUGUACACAAGACACAAAACCUCCCUGUUUCACCAGCUAAACCCUGCUCCACAUCAUCCACCUCACCAGUAGAAGCCCCAUCUGACAACAUGGUGCCUUCCACCACCAUUACUAUCUCCCCUAAUGGAGCUUCAACAGUCACAAUCAACACACCAACUAUUAACACUAACCUUAAUAACAAUAACUAUUGUAAGUCUACAAAUAAUAUUGAGGAGACAGAAAAAAUUGAGGAGCCUUGUCCAGUUCCUCCUCUUAGAAGUCCACGGCCAGUUCCACCUUCAAGAGCAGCAGUAAGACGACAGUUGCCCUGGACCCAGAGUGUGGAUUUGGUUGAAACACCAGUAGAUGAUGACAAUGAUGAUGAACUACAUGCUAACGUACGGACACGAAGAGCCCACUCAUACAAUGACUAUGAAAACUACUUCUAUAUAUAGGCUUCUUUGAAAGAGAAUUUAAUGAACAAAUAUGCUAUAGGAUAAAAGUAUUUUUAAACAUUGUGUAUUAAAUGAUUAUUAACAGUUCACUGAAGAUGUUACUACACUUUAGUAAUGUUAAUAGAAAUGGGAACAAAUAUUACAUGAUAUACAGUACAGUUCACUGUCAGUUAUGGUAAACAGUGAGGAUUUAUUUAAGGUGGAUAAUAUGCAAAGUUCCAUAUCAUUUGCUUCAUUUAUGCUAUUAUAUAUGUAAUUAUUCAAAUACAUAUGUAAUUGUAAGUCCAUUAUUUAGUGCUUUGUUCUUAAAUUGACAAUUGUUUAUUUUAUUGGUGUGCUCUUUGUGUGUACUGUACUGUACAGUACUGUAUUUGAGAUGAUUAAAGAACUUAUAUACUGUAUACUAUACUGUACCUGUGUUGUCAUCUUCAUUAUUGUGACAAAACUAUAGUGUGAUUAUGUUUUUCUUUUUCUUCAGUUUGUGACCUUGAUUGAAUAUUAAUAGUAAAUUAAUAGACAUAAAUAGACAUCUACUUCAGAAUAAAAUCAAACCAACAGAUCCUAACUAUGGAAUACAGUACUGUGCAUACACAGAAUUUUGUGCAACAAAGUAUAGAUUUUUCUUAAUCUACAAACUUCAUUACAGUAUUUGUUUUACAGAUCCAGUAAGAUAGUAAAUGGUUGGCCAUAACUUGAGUUAAAUACAGUAAUACUGUAUGUGUGUGUGUGUUUAUUGUGAGGCUUAUAUAAAGAUAGUUUUGACCAUCUAAGUUGGCUGUCAUUCUAAGUUGUUAUAUUUAUCUUGCAGGAACCUUUGUUAAAGUAUUAGAACCUUUGAUACAGACAGUAUUUUGUCAAGAUAUUUGUUAUGAUAACUAGCACAACUGAAGUGGUAUUGAUAUCAGAAUCCCAAGAAAACUAAAUUUAAAGCUAAAUAUCACUGUGCUGUUAAAGUGUCUGUAAAUUAUUGGUAUCCAGAUUUAACUUUGCUAAAGGUUUUAUGACCAGUAGGUUCUUCAUGACAACUGGAGAUCAUUUUCUGUACAAUACUGUACAGCUAUUGUCAUUUAUGUUAGUGUGUUUGUAAAUGUUAACAUUUUGUGUCCAAAUCAUACAGUAUUUUGAUAACUCCUUACCAUUUCAUUUUAUAUCCGAAAUGUAUUGUCAUUUGGCACAACAGGCGAGCAGCCAUAUUUUAAGGCAUACGUAUAAGAUGCACAGGCAGGGAGUAUUUAGGAUUAUUUUUUUUUUUUAGUGUACUUAAGCAUUUAAUGUUUACUCCUACUGAUAUGGAAUAUGAUGCAGAUAGUCUGUGGCCAUAGUGUUCUAAAAAUGAGGAUAAAAUUCCAUAAACUCAACAUGUUAGCACCAUCCUUGUUGAUAUGGUUUUACUAAGUUGUUGAUGUUAUGAUUGUUACUUGCUGUACUAAGAUGUCCAUACUAUGGUAAACACAAAAUGGCAACUGAAUACAGUAUGUGCUAGUCUUUGUUGUACGCCCAUAAAUGGCAUUACGUGCUGGUGAGACUAUGAACGAAUGGUGAUGACCGUCGGUGUUUUUCACUGUUGUCAUCAUAAUUUAAAGUUUUUUUCAAAAUUUAAAGGAUGUUUUCCAAUAAAUAUACAGUAAUAAGAUAAAUAUGUCAGGUAUGACAUUAAUAGAUAAUAAUGCUUGUAAGAGUUCAGAAACAGUUACUGAUUAGCUCUGAAGAGUUGGGUGCCAUAUUUUUAUGUACCCGGUAUACAGUAGUGUACUGUAUGUUUAAGUAAACAAUAACAUUUUUAUUCUGGAGUUGGGCUAGGUGAAUUUAGCUUACUGGAGACAAUGUCUGAGGGAUUCAUUAGCCUGUGGGAGACCUACA
This is a messenger RNA of Homarus americanus (American lobster), 3745 nucleotides long. RefSeq lists its product as uncharacterized. Lineage: Eukaryota; Metazoa; Arthropoda; Malacostraca; Decapoda; Nephropidae. The coding region runs from base 223 to 1410 and encodes 395 amino acids. The record is from RefSeq and is a predicted model, not a curated record. Gene Ontology annotation, biological process: signal transduction; positive regulation of epidermal growth factor receptor signaling pathway; positive regulation of fibroblast growth factor receptor signaling pathway. The transcript has 9 exons.